UGAAUUUCAAUUUAUUCGUUUAUUUACACGUAUUACAACUUCUUUCUUUCUUCAUUUAUACAAACAUGCCUUCUUAUGUUACUGACGCCAAUCUUUCCAGCCGGGAGCUAGCGUUCUGUGGUGGUGUGGCUGGUAUUGUCUCUAGAGCUGUGAUAGCACCUCUUGAUGUUAUAAAAAUUCGUAUGCAGUUACAGACUCAUAGAACGCGUUUUGGAUUCGGGCAUACUGUAGAAAAUGUAAAAUAUCCCAAUAUGAGGCAGGCAUUUGUGACAAUCAUGAAAGAAGAAGGAAUAAGGGGAUUGUACAAGGGAAACAUGCCAGCAGAAUACUUGUAUCUAUCUUACAGCGCAGUGGAGUUUUGGGCAUAUAAGGAGUUAGAACAAGCCAUAGAAUUGUUUGACAAAAGACGCCGAUUACCUCAUGCUCUAAACACAUUUGGUUGUGGCAUGAUUGCAGGUUGUGCAGCUACAGCAGCUACUUAUCCAUUUGAUUUGUUGAGAACCAGGUUUGCCAGUCAAGGAGGACCACAAAAGUACAGCACAAGUGUUACACGAGCAAUGGCUGAUAUUUAUAAAACUGAGGGCGUGUUUGGGUUUUAUCGUGGUCUAUGGCCAGCUAUCAUUCAGAUUAUGCCUUACAUGGGGCUUUUGUUUUCAACUUAUGAUGUUUUUGCUAAAGGAUUUAAGAAACUAAGGGAUGAAAAUAUCUUGUCUUCAAGUUAUAAACCAACACAUGAUAUGAUCAGUGGCGCAUUAUCGGGAUUUGUGAGUAAAAUAGUAGUCUAUCCAUUUGAUUUGGUCCGAAAAAGACUUCAAAUGGACACUCGAAACAUAAACACAUCUUCCUGGUGGACAUGCUUGAAAUCAAUUAUCAGACAAGAGGGAUUUGCCAGCUUAUACAAGGGUCUAGGACCUUCUCUUGUUAAAGUAGCACCUGCAAAUGCAGUUACUUUUAUGGUGUUUGAAGAAACCAAAGAUGUAUUAUUAUGGUUCAAAAAAUGAAAAAUAUGACUUUUUGUGUUACUCGCUUUUAUUUUCAUAAAUUGAAAAAAGGACACACACGUUUCUUUUUCUCUCUUUUUCUUUU
Messenger RNA from Gilbertella persicaria, 1086 nucleotides. Its product is annotated as mitochondrial carrier domain-containing protein. Bases 66 to 1001 code for a protein of 311 amino acids. Gene Ontology annotation, molecular function: thiamine transmembrane transporter activity. Gene Ontology annotation, cellular component: mitochondrial inner membrane. The transcript has 5 exons. The record is from RefSeq and is a predicted model, not a curated record. Gene Ontology annotation, biological process: thiamine pyrophosphate transmembrane transport. NCBI's taxonomy places the organism in Eukaryota, Fungi, Mucoromycota, Mucoromycetes, Mucorales, Choanephoraceae.